CAUCCAAGGACUGGAAAAAGAGAAUCGCGGAGUUUGACUGGUGUCUACAGGAAAAUUGUUAGGAAGACUAAAAUAAUCCAAACAGCGCUCGAGCCGCUAAGGUCUGAUCAGCAGGUUACCAUGGCGUCCGGUAGCACGAGCAGUGAGGAGGAGAGGAGCCUGCGGGAGUGUGAGCUCUAUGUGCAGAAGCACAAUAUCCAGCAGCUGCUGAAGGACUGCAUCGUGCAGCUGUGCACUUCGCGACCUGACCGACCCAUGGCCUUCCUGCGCGAGUACUUUGAAAGGCUUGAGAAGGAGGAGGCCAAACAGAUCCUUAACCAGCAGAAGUCAAGCUCUCGCUCAGACUCCCGGGAAGAAGAGGUCUCCCCUCCCAUGAACCCUGUGGUGAAGGGGAGACGGCGACGGGGGGCUAUCAGUGCAGAGGUUUACACUGAAGAAGACGCUGCCUCCUACGUUAGAAAGGUUAUUCCUAAAGACUACAAAACAAUGGCUGCCCUGGCUAAAGCAAUUGAAAAGAAUGUGCUGUUUUCACAUCUUGAUGACAAUGAGAGAAGUGAUAUCUUCGAUGCUAUGUUCCCUGUAACUUAUAUUGCGGGAGAGACUGUUAUUCUGCAAGGUGAUGAGGGUGAUAACUUCUAUGUUAUUGACCAAGGUGAAAUGGAUGUCUAUGUGAACAAUGAGUGGGUGACCAGUAUUGGAGAGGGAGGAAGCUUCGGAGAGCUGGCGUUGAUCUAUGGCACCCCAAGAGCAGCAACUGUGAGAGCAAAGACCAAUGUGAAGCUCUGGGGUAUCGACAGAGACAGCUACAGGAGAAUACUGAUGGGAAGCACUUUAAGAAAGAGGAAGAUGUAUGAAGAAUUUCUUAGCAAAGUAUCCAUUUUAGAGUCCCUGGACAAAUGGGAACGUUUGACUGUGGCCGAUGCCUUGGAACCUGUGCAGUUUGAGGAUGGUCAAAAAAUUGUGGUCCAGGGAGAGCCGGGAGAUGAAUUUUUCAUCAUCCUUGAGGGCUGUGCAGCUGUGUUACAGCGCAGGUCAGAGAAUGAGGAAUUUGUGGAAGUUGGACGAUUGGGGCCCUCAGAUUAUUUUGGUGAAAUAGCCCUGUUAAUGAACCGCCCUCGUGCUGCCACCGUGGUGGCUCGCGGCCCUUUGAAGUGCGUCAAGCUGGACCGGCCUCGGUUCGAGCGUGUCCUGGGCCCUUGUUCAGAUAUUCUGAAGCGCAACAUACAACAGUAUAACAGCUUUGUGUCACUUUCUGUCUGAAAGAUAUACCAGCUCAUUUCCCUUCACGCAGGGUCCACCAAUACAAUCGGCUUCACGUUACCAUUUGUGGGUUUUUUUGCUUUUUCUUUUGUUCUUUUUUUUAAAUGUCCAUGUUUUUCGAUACCCAGCUAUCCACCAGCAUAACUGCUUUGUCUGUCUGUUUCUCUGUGUGCCCAGUGCAAGGUUUGAUGCCUAGUACAUAUGUCUGCUCCAUAUGCUUUAUAUGUGACAGAAUGAAUAGUUGUCUUUAUGGAAAAGAACAAUGCGAUGUUUCAGAAAAAGCUGCAUCGCAUUCUCAUAUUUGAAGGGUUCUUAUUACUGUAUGAAGCUAUACUAGAACUAUUAGGAAUAGGAGAAAAGCAAAUAUUUUACAGAUUUUGUUCAGUGUGUCUAGGCUAAAAAAAAAAAACCUUAAAAAUUAAAUUUGUAUUGCUGUUGAGUAUUUUGAAAUUUGGCAUAUGUUUAAAGUCAGCUGCUAUAGUUUGUUUUGAAUUAGUUCAUUUCAGGGGUACUAGAAGUUAAAUGCGCUAUUUUGACCAUGGCAACCUGUUUUGAUCCCCCCCCCCCCCCCCCCUUCCUUAU
Scleropages formosus (Asian bonytongue) is the source of this 1842-nucleotide messenger RNA. It is a transcript of the gene prkar1ab, whose product is annotated as protein kinase, cAMP-dependent, regulatory, type I, alpha (tissue specific extinguisher 1) b. Gene Ontology annotation, cellular component: cAMP-dependent protein kinase complex; cytosol. Bases 121 to 1260 code for a protein of 379 amino acids. The record is from RefSeq and is a predicted model, not a curated record. Lineage: Eukaryota; Metazoa; Chordata; Actinopteri; Osteoglossiformes; Osteoglossidae. Gene Ontology annotation, molecular function: protein kinase A catalytic subunit binding; cAMP binding; cAMP-dependent protein kinase inhibitor activity. The transcript is spliced from 11 exons. Gene Ontology annotation, biological process: negative regulation of cAMP-dependent protein kinase activity.